Cydia pomonella (codling moth) is the source of this 3699-nucleotide messenger RNA. RefSeq lists its product as uncharacterized. Bases 497 to 1768 code for a protein of 423 amino acids. Gene Ontology annotation, cellular component: nucleus. The transcript is spliced from 6 exons. Gene Ontology annotation, molecular function: transcription corepressor activity; DNA binding. NCBI's taxonomy places the organism in Eukaryota, Metazoa, Arthropoda, Insecta, Lepidoptera, Tortricidae. The record is from RefSeq and is a predicted model, not a curated record. Gene Ontology annotation, biological process: positive regulation of neuron differentiation; negative regulation of Notch signaling pathway.
GUUCAUACAGUCAGUUGCAGUGAUUUUUUUUUGUGUUCCACUUCCAUCGUAUCGUCAAGAACUACUAUUUUGAUGAAGUGUCAAACAAUUCGUUCUCGUGCCCCAAAAUAACGAUGUUUAUACCUACGAAAAAAAUACUUUAUAAUUUAAUUAUUAGUUCACCUGUUCUUCGCCAAACGUCCGUAAAAUGCAGGUAACGCCUCCACCAUCGGUCGCUCAGCAGGCAGGUAAGUAAGUACUCCAUGCAAAGAUGUCCUAAAAAUAUCCUUCACAUUGUCUCAAGUUUAUGAGUUUCCGACAGACGCAUUAGAAACGAGGGUUCCACAAACAAUAGCUCCGCUAAGAAACUUACUAGGAAGUGGGCUGCAAAAAAGGAUGCAUUUUUUGUCGGGUCUGCAAAUCUCAUUGUUCGGAGCGGGGGUUGCAGCAUAGGGUGCGGUAAUGAAACUUUUACCUGCUUAUAGACUAGUCGCAUUGCUGGCCUAGAGCGGGAAACAUGUCGAUCCCCAAGGCCGAUAAGUGGAUGAAAGUUGAGUGGAACAGUGGUGGGCAGAGUGUGGUGAACGCGAGGUAUUUGCUGAAGAGCCUGCCUAAUGGUGAGGAGCUGAAGAUUGGGACGGUGGUGACCAUCGGGAAGCAGGAGAAUGGAACUCCGUUGACGGCAACUGUUCUGGCGAGUGCACGUGAACGAGAGCUUCUGGAGAAGCCUCCGGCAGAGGAAGUACAAGAGAACGCCGGCACGAGCGCCCAGAACGAGCAGGAGCAGGGCGAUUAUUCCCCAAGUGCGUCUGAUUGGGAACCUACGGGCGAGUCCAGCUCUGAGGAAUCCGAGGAAGAGGUGGAAGAGAACAAGAAAAUCAAAUUAGAGCGUCCAGCUCGUCAAUAUUCCAACAAGAGUGGUAGAAAAGUCCUCACGCCAACCCACAGGCCCAAAGCUGUCAUCCCCAACGGCAUGCAGCAGCUCGCCCUUCAGAACUCCAUGCGGAAUCGCAAAUCACACGACAUGAGAUACUAUGGCAACACAGCUCCAAAUAAAAAAUACUUGCCGUUUGAUGCUAAAGAAUCUGUGCCCGAACUCAUAACUAGCAUGAAAUCUAUGUUUCAAGAACUAUUUACGAUAUUAAGCAAGAUGAAACCUGAUUUCAACUUAAACGAUAUUACCGAUUUUCAACAGAGUGCUAUCGAAGUUGAAGUACCAGAAAUUAGUCACGAUAAUUCAGAAUAUAUAAAGAACGAGAUGAAUUAUACAAAUGACACACAGGAGGAUGAGAGGAUGGACAGCGAAUAUUCCGAUAGGUCGGAUGAUAACGUGUUGAUCACUAAUAGAUAUGAAACCGUCGAUAAAAAGAACGCGAAACCUGCGAAGAACGAAUGGGUGCCAAUUGGAAGUGGAACAACGCUGAUACACAAAGAUAAAUACAGAAAAGUUAAUUGGAAGUCUUAUACUGUCGCGACCCGGACACUAUUGUUGGCAGCAUUCUCGCGAAGGACGCUGGCAACACAUUCUCUGACGGGGAAGAAAUCACCGGCGUUCACGAACAAGCCGGCGAAAAUGUGCCUCGACCCGAAAAUAGUUUCCGACAUCGUGAUAGAAAUUACAGAUAAAUUUAAAGUCAAGGAUAAUUUAGUCAGGAGCAUUAUAACAACGAAAUGCGCGGACGAAUGUAAGAUGUAUAAAAUGCAAAAGAACAAACACAAUGCAUCCGACAAAAAGAAAAGCAAGAACCAGGAAAAUAUACCACCGGCAGCCAAUAAUACUGCUAAUUAGGUUUUUUAAUAUUGUUUAUUUUAUUAUUGAACUUGAAGGAGCAAUCUGCAUCAAAAAUCUACUUCAUUAUGAUUGGAUUUUUCCCAAUAUUAAUAUAAAAUUCUCGCCUGAGAAUUUUUAAGAUAAGUUGUUACCACUGUGGUGACAACUUACCUACUGAGAAAAAAAUCUAGGCAUUUAUAUUACCUACUUUUGAACACUAACAAAUUUUUGGUGGUAAAAAUUGAGAAAAAUCUCAGUUGUCCCCAGUGGUAACAACUGAAAACAGAUCAGGAUUAAAUUAUCAGUUGUUACCACUGGUACAGUGAUAGGUACCGAAGAUUAAACCAAAGCAGUUUUAGUCUUACGAUGGAAUUGUACAGAUGGGCAGUGUUAUCCCGUGGGAUUAGUGUCCAGAUUAUGUGGUACCUUGGGCGCGAAUGGAUUAAGAUUGUGUAUUUGCAACUUUGCAUAGGCAAAACAUGGCAGUGUCCUUUGUCUAUGUAGUGUACACGGGCCUACCGCGGUAAUCUAUAAUGGAAAAUUAUCUCACAAUUCGAAAAUCGGUAUCUCUUCCUGUCGCUUAAAAUAACGCAGGCGUCUAAAUUUUACGAAGUAGGCAUGAGAUGAAGUUCUAUAUUUUUUAUGCCUACAAUGUAGCAACAAGCAAGACAAUGAAAAUAAUUUAGAUCCACGAAGGACUAGAAAACUAAUUCCAUUUUACGAUGUUCGCGGUAGGCUCAGGACUUAUAUAUAAUAUAAUUUAUAGAAACUACUUCAAAAUAUAGAACACGAAUUGUGUUUUAGAUAUGGACUAAUAAUAAGUGGGUAUGUGGUGGAUAAACGGCAAAGACCAGCGUGGGAAAAUUACAUUUUUUUGAGCUUAAGUUUUCAUACCACAGAUUUUAUUGAUGUAAAUUCAUUGACUUAUAAAUAUAUAUUACUUCGUAAAGACCUUACGGGCGGUAAAAAAAAGUAAGCCAGUAUAUUGGUACACAAGUCGUUUGCACCAAUGAGAGCCAGACGUGCAGUGUAACGCAACUAGGAACAGAAAAAACGUAUACUAAUAUUUACACUCCAUAUAACUCACGACUCGAUAUGAGCACAAAUGUACUGGCCCACUUAGUACCGCCCGUAAGACCCGUCUUUAUGAAUAUGAAGUCAUAUAUAAGUCAGUGUUAACCGCCAAAUAACUAAUAUGUUCCAUAUUCAUUAUUACUUCCUUAGCAUCACCACAGUUAUUUACCAAUUCGAACACGUUACUUCGUUAACGAAGAACAAUCAGUUUUUUAAGGAACAGAAAAAACGUAUACUAAUAUUUACACUCCAUAUAACUCACGACGCGAUAUGAGCACAAAUGUACUGGCCCACUUAGUACCGCCCGUAAGACCCGUCUUUAUGAAUAUGAAGUCAUAUAUAAGUCAGUGUUAACCGCCAAAUAACUAAUAUGUUCCAUAUUCAUUAUUACUUCCUUAGCAUCACCACAGUUAUUUACCAAUUCGAACACGUUACUUCGUUAACGAAGAACAAUCAGUUUUUUAACAUUUUGCUAUAAGGCGAUUCACAACACUGACAACGCGAUUUGCAUAAGGGCACCAUGGCCAGGCCCUCACACUCACAUGCGUGUAUUAUUUUACUUUUAAGUCUGCAACUCAAAGUGGCAAUUAAUCGCCUUAUAAAUUCUAUAUUUAAGUUUUAGCAGCAAGUUGAUCUCAUAAUGAAUUCAGUUAUUGCGUAUUUUAAAAUGAUAUUUUGUAAUGCCGUAAUUUGAUGAAAUUAUUUGAUGUUUAAAAGAAAAACUACAUUGUAUUUCAACUGUUUAUUUUCAAAUAUACCACGUGUGGUAUAUCUUACUUUAUGCCAUUUGCAGAAGGUAUCAAUAGAUUUAAGGUUUUGGGUAUUUCCACAGUUGUUAAAUAACGAAUAAAUGAAUACAUUUUGCAGCAUAAAAC